UCGAGCUACUCUGGUCGUGUGCUGCCGGGUACAGUGAAGAAUCCACGAUGAGAACCUCAAAAUAGUCACCCUAAAAGAUUCGCUCCCACUAUUUAUUUACUUUUUGCGUUUGAUGCGCAAAAAUUAGUUUAUUUCGUUAUUCUCCCAACCGUUAAAACCAAACGAUUCGAACCAUUUGUAUUUUUUUGUAUAAGAUCGUUAUCUGCUCUUUGAUUGAUCGUCUGCCUGUUUGUUUUUGUAUUCCGAAAAAUGAAACUUGAAGUCAAAGAGUAAGAUAGAGAGAGAGUAAGAGACAGUGUCUGCUAUCGUCUUCUGUGGUGCUAUGGAGAGUGUGGUGCUUUCUGGUGCUGAUCUCGGCUUGUGGUGUUGUGGUUCGACAUGAGGCUUGUGUUGUGCGCGUCAAAAAAUGCCUUUGCAGCAAAUCCGGGUUACUCCGGCGGAUAGAAAGAGUUCUAAUGAAAAGGAAAAAGUUAAAUAUGAUACUAAGCCCGAAACCUUCAGUGCCGGGUCCCCGACGUGCCCCCGCAUGGAUCGCCGUCACUCCUCUCAGCCGUCGACGGUGUCGAGCUCGCUGGGCGGCGUCGACAUCUGCCGCAUUUGCCACUGCGAGGGGGACGCCGAACUGCCCCUCAUUUCCCCCUGCUUCUGCGCUGGAUCCCUGCGCUACGUGCACCAGUCCUGCCUGCAGCAGUGGAUCAAGAGCUCGGACACGCGCUGCUGCGAACUCUGCAAGUUCCAGUUCAUCAUGCACACAAAGAUCAAACCUUUUAGAAAGUGGGAGAAGCUGGAAAUGUCACCGGUGGAACAGCGCAAGGUUCUAUGCUCCAUCACCUUCCAUGUGGUCGCCAUAACGUGCGUGGUGUGGUCCUUGUACGUGCUCAUCGACCGCACCGCCGAGGAGAUGCGCACGGGUGUCCUGGAAUGGCCCUUUUGGACCAAGCUCAUCGUGGUGGCCAUAGGCUUCACGGGCGGCCUCGUCUUCAUGUACGUCCAGUGCAAGAUGUACGUUCAACUGUUCAAGCGGUGGCGGGCCUUCAACCGCAUCAUCUACGUGCAGAACGCACCGGAGAAGUGCAGCCAGCAACAGCAGGCUGUCUUCUCUGCCGCCGAGCUCACUGCAAACGUACUUGCCAAGAGCGAGGAGAAGCGUUUCUCGCCCGACGAAGAGGAGUUCCACAGCUGCAGGACCAGCAACUCCUCGGGCAGCACGGAGAGCGUCCACCAAGGAUCUAACCACGAGGAAACAAUCUCCACCUGCGGUGGUGGUCUAAGACAGGACUCGUCCGUUCUGCCGACAGCCGCCAACGUGGAGACAGGAUCCACCAAGACUACACUUACCUCUGUCACAGACAGUGCCCCCGCCAAUGAUGACCAUCCCCUCGCUGGCGGCCAUCCCCUUAGUGAAGUGGUAGUGGUGUCAAACGUCGAGGAUGAUAUCCCAUUGCCACCAACUCCCUUGGUGGUAAGGGACAUGACUCCCUGUACGGGGGACGAAGCGUCCUUGAGAGAUGCCUUUCUUUCCAGACAAUUGCAACAGACCGCCAGCUGAGGAUAGUGCCCUUUCUUUCUGUAACGAAGAUUUUUCAUGUCAGAAACUAGUGAUUACACACUGGUUAGACUGGCAUGCUUUCAAAUAUCGGCACAAAAAUUAUACACCGGUUGCGUGCAUUCGGAUGGAAGGUUGGUUUUUACUAUAAAAAGGAUAUUGAGUUAAUAACGUUCUUGAAUUCUGAGACCAGUGUAGGAUUCGUUCUGGACUAGGUCCUUGAACACUGUGCGAAAAUAAAUUCUGUUUCGGAAUUUACUAUGCUUGUAAAGAGUUCGUACUUUAUAAUGAAGAAUGAUUCCUUCUCAAAUAUAAUUUUGGCUAAUUGUUUUUCUUUUAAAUUCAAUGUCAGUUUUGCAACUGAACUAAGUCUUGCAUGUAAAUGGAUGAUGACUUUUCUGACUUCAGAUUCCUGCUCCGAACUCUGAAAUGAAAAUUAUUUUUAAAUCAAAUUCGUUUUUAGUUUAUCUUUUUGGUUUUCUUUGUCAAUCCUAGCCGUUACGAAACUUAACUAAAGACAAUAAGGUUAGUGAAUGAGCUAUUCCUAUAAUAUUUUAGAGUCUCAAUUUCAUUUGUCAGUUUUUCAUGGUUUUCAUCAAAGAGUUCUACUAAAUAGUGAAUAUCUAUAUUCAUGAACAGAAAACUACUGAAAAUCAUUUGUUCAUUGUUUAUUUUAUCAUUUUAUUUCGGUAAUAAUAAUUUAUAACACGUAAAUAUUUAUAUGAACUAUCUGCUAGUUUUUUUUUUUCGACUGUGAUUUAUAAUGUAUUUAUUAGAAUAACAAGCGAUCAAAUUUUUUCUCUUACUGCUUUGUUUCCAACAAAAUUUUCAAUUUUUUCUGGAUUUUGUUACAUGAACGAUUUUGAAAAAGCUGGUACGAAAACAGCAUACUUUAAAAUAAUCAGAAAAUUAUGUUUUCUUAUUAUAAAAAAAUAAAUAUUUAAUUUGCAGGAAGAAAUCAUAAAUCUGCAGAUGUUACACACUUAGGGAAAGAAAGAAAAUAUAGGCUUCAGCUUUGCUUACAUUUAACAGUAGGCAGACAAAUAUUUGUUUCUAUAGUAAUAUUUGAUGGUUUCAUUAUCCAGAAUCCAGGAAUAUUGAAUAUUGCAUUUUCAUACAUAGCAGUUUUUGAGUAUUUUGUUUGGUGUUUUGAUAAAAGCAUAAAACUACAUUACGAAAACACAUUUUUAUCACAAGAAAAAAAAAUUAAGGCUCAUAUGUUUAAAAGAAAUACCACUCCUUUUUGCUACCGCUGAGCAACACUUUUUUAUGAUAUUUUGACAUUUUAAAUCUAAAAGUAAUGUUUGUAACUAUAGAACUUCUAUUAUUCAAAUUAAAAAAGAAAAUCUUGUUUGGAGCACUCAUAUAAAAUGUUAGGGAAUAAAAUUUUAUUGCUUUAAUAAUAUUGCAAGCGAUCAAGACAAUAUCCAAGCCCUCUACUUUAUUUCAAAAUAAGAAGGAAAAUAUUCAAAAAAGGGCAAGACUUGAUUCGAAGUCAUUUUGUCUGAAAAGAGGAAUUUUGGUUUUCUUGGCAUUUUAAAACAAGAAAUUUUUUGAAAAUAGUUGUUUCGAUUUAAUUUGCAAAGUAAUUAUCCAUCUAAUAAAUUUCGAGAUCUCAUUUUUUUAAAAAAACAUUAUAAUAUCGCAUUAAAACUAAUAAAAUAAUGGCUGCGUUAUUUGACCCAUUCUAACAUAUAUUUAUUAAUACAAAUAAUUAUAUUUAAUAACAUUUAUAGAUUAUUUAUAAAUAUCACCAAUAUUUAUAAACUAACAUUAAUUCUCUUUUAUUUUACAAUCCAUUGGAUGCAUAAAUUUAUAUUUAGAAAUUUCGGAUUCAAUACAGCAAUUUGCUUUGAGUGAAUCGGAUGGUAAUCUAAACGAAUUUUUUCCGAGCAAAAUGAUAACGGAAAAUAUACCAAUGAAUCAAUGUUCGAUAGUACUUUUGUUACUAUCCAUUUAUCCUUCCCCCACCCCCACCCCCAAAAAAAAGAGAAACAUGUUUCCGAUUUAUCAUGAUUUUUCUAUCAGAAAGCGCGCCCGGAUUGUUAUUCCAGAGCCUGUUCCAUUCUGAUCAAAGAUAAUGUCAUUGGACAAUGGAUCUUGAGUGGACAAUGGUUAGUAUUGCUUAGAAGACGAGACAUUUAACAAUAAAUGCGUAUAUCAAAGUAGUGAUAUUUUGGAUGUACUGAUCCAUAUACUACUUAGGAUUUCUUAUGAUUUGAACUGUGAUGGUGGAUAUCUAUUCUUUUUUAACUAUGACUUCAGAUAAUAAUAUUACCAUUUUAUUGGAAAGAAAUUUCUCAUUUAGAAUAACUAUGAGGGCUGAAACCUAAUUUUAUUAUCAGGUAGAGUAUUUUUUGAGUAUUCACGUAGAGUAUUAUUAAUUUGCUGUUUCUUUUCUUUUACGAUGUUUUGAAAGAAAGAAAAUAUAGAAAUUAUAUUAUUUUCUCUGGCAUUUAUAUGUCACAAAUAUUCAUGCGUAUAUUUACUUUAAUUAAGGCUUUAGUUUUUAUACUUCAAUAGAUUUCAAUUUUUCACAUGAUUUUAUUUAUCAUAUACAAAUCAUAAAUUUCAAAUUGUUUAAUACUUUUUUACAAAAAAAAAAUCGAAGUUUUAAUAGAAAAAGAAACUAUAUUCUUCCAUUAGUUUUUCAACAGUUCUUUGAAUGGAAAAAUUAUAUUAUCACUUCUGAUUAUUAAAAUAUAAUUUGAGAUAAAUUGUUGUUAAAUACUUGAUAUACAAAUAUUAUAUCGCUUAUUUUAUUGCAUUGCUUUCGGAUAUGUAAAUGAUGAAAAAAUUAAUGAGAUCUUCUCUUAUUGCUUACGGUUCUAUUUUAAACGACAAUUUUGUAAAAUACUUUAUUGGAGACAUACUAUUUGCUGAAAUCUAGUCCUUUAAUGAUCUUAAAAAUGGAGAAAAUUUAAAGAUCUAGUUCUAUGGUGCUUUAAAAAGGGCUUUCAAAGAAUAUUUUUUUUUUUGAUGCAGGCUAUAAGUGUUUCUUACUGUUUGUCUUAUGGAUAAAUAACAAUGAACAUUAAUAAUAAUUCGUUUGUAGUGAUUUUUAAAAAAAAUUGCAAAAUCAUUAUUUAAGUAUCCUAGGAAUUCGACUUGAAAUUCUAAUGUCCCAGUUGAAAUUAGUGCUCUAAGUGCUUCGCAAUGUGCAUCUAGUCAAACUGAUGGUAAAUUUUAAGAAUUUAGUUGGAUCAUUGCUAUUUAAUUUUGUUUUUAUGAACAAUUAAAUAGUAAACAGGUUUUGACAAUUCAUAUUUUACCUUCUUAAAAAACUACUAUCUCAAAUUAGGUAGUUCAAUUAUCAAUAGAUUCAUAGAUUUAAAAAGCAAUUUGCUAACUAUAAUUGAUAUAUUAAAAUUUCCCUCUGAGGAACUUAACGAAUAAGAUGAGAAGAAACUAAACAUUUCAUAGAGUGCCUCUGAUUUCUAAACUGAGUUUAUGUAAAAAAAUAUCAAAAGUUUUCAUAGGUUCCAACUUAAAAGAUUGUAACUAAACAGAUUUUUUUUUCGUAGGUAAAUUAUUUAAAAUGUGAAAUGUGAAAAUGCUUGUUUUAAAAGUCAAGAUUUUUUUUUCCUCUUCUACCCUAAAAUGUAAAUUUCAAUGGUAUCAAAAUAAUGCCAAAAUAAAAUGUUGAAUUUCUGUUUUAGACCUAAUAAUUAACCCUUAAAGAAACCAAUAUUACUAUGCAAAUAAAUAAAUACCAUAUAAAUAAAAUUAGCUAUACAAUAAAUAUUCAAAAAAGCAACUAAAAUUUACUCUAUGCCUUGUAGAAAUUCAUAAAACAGAAUUGGCUCAGAAAGUACAAAAAUAAGAUUCUUUAUUCAAUGACGUUUUCGUAUUUUUUUACCAUUUCCAUUAUAAAAUUAAUGAGAAAUUACUAAUUAUUUCAAUAUAUAUAUUUAACUUAAUGGAAGAGACAUGUUUUGAAUGCGUUCUUUGAAAUAUAAAUUCUAGUAGCAAAAAAUGAUUAGACAUAUAGCAUGUAAAUAAUGGCCGAGUUUUGUUCUUGCAACUUGAAAUUUUAAAUAUCGAUAUGUUUCAUUUCUUCUUUUAUGACUAUUGAAGUUCUAAAAGAAAUUGCUGUGUUUAUACUACACUUACACUGAUGCUGAACUUUCUGAAUAUGCUGAUGCUGCUACUAAAAUACAUGUCAAUUCUGCAAUCUUUUGCAACUAACUGGAUACAUCACAUUUUAAAUUAUUACUGAGCAUAAAAUUAUGCAUAUCUUAUUUCCAUUGAGAAUUCUGCCAAGAGCAACCCUAGUUAAAAAUUGUGGUGUCUCUAAAUCUGCCAAAGGUUAAGUUUCACAAUCGAGUACAGCGCAAUGGAUGGGUUUCGAACGAGAAUUCUGAUAAUCCAAAUAUGUGCACUUGACAUUUUUCAAGAAUAAUUCAGUCUGUCUCAACUUUCUUAUCGACUGAACUUGAUUAUUGACAUAAGCGCAAUAUCGAGACCCUGAAUUCAAUUGUAGCUGCAUAUUAGUGGUGCACAGUAUCCGGUUAGAUGCAAGAUACUUGACCAAAGAGCUAUUCGAAACAAAAAAAAUUAAUCAUAACAUUCAUUAAAUGCUCUUAUUUCAUAUCUUUAGGCAUGAAGUGUAACAUUUCUUCUCUUCAACUUACUUAUUUGAUUGCAAUAAUAAAAUAACAGAAAAUUAUAAAUGCAAUAUUAGUUUUAUACUGCAUUGUAACACGACCGUUCGAAUCUUUCAUAUAUUUUGUUAACUCAUUGUUUAUGCGAAAGAUUUCCUAUUGACUUUAAUAGCCUGAAUAUUAGUAGUUCCGCUAUGAAUAAUAUGUUUUUUUCAGCUACGCCAAUUUGAAAAGUACGUCUCUUGUUCUCAUUGUAAAUAACAUUUGUAAUGUGUUGCAAAUAAUGUGUAAAGCAAAAAAUUUCGCAUUUUGUAUAUUAAUGAUGCAUAUCUUCUUUUUCUUUUUUAAUUUAACAUCCAGUUAGGGAAUUGUUUUCGUAAUUUUUUUAAUGAAUAUCAUGUACAGUUUAUCCGACAUUGGGAUAUUCAUAAAAUACUCAUUAAAACAAUAUCUAAAAGCUUAUAUAGGUAAAAAAAAACAAUCUAUUAAUACGGAAAUUCACUGAUAAAUAUUUUAAACAAAAUUAUAAUUGGUAGUUUUACUUCCAAAAAAAUAUUUAUAUUGGUCCAGAUUUUCAUUGGAAAAUAAUUUUGAAAUUUUCAUGUUUUCUGAUAAAAUAUUUAUUUAUUUCUUGGUAUACUUUGUAAUUAUUUAAAAAUAAAUUAUAAUGUGAAUGAAUAAACAUGUAUAAAUAACAAAAAUAGCCAUUUUAGUCAUAUGUUUUUAUAGUUUAGUUUUUUCCAUAGAAUCGUCACAUUUUUAACAAAUAAAUUCUUGAUAUAGCAUUCUGAAAUUUAAAAAGUGCAAUUCUCGCUUAUUAAAAAAUCGUUAGCCUUUAUAUUGUGAAAUCAGUGUUUCUGACUGUGGUAUUGUAACCAGUACAUUUUACUUUAUUUUAUAUUCUUAUUAUUCUGGAUUAUGAAAUUGUAUAAAACAUUUUUAACAGGACUGCUUCAAGAGCUCAGAUUACUUGCAUAUACUCAACAAAUAUUAUUUCCAAUGCAACUGUUAUCCAAGCUGUAUAUUCAACAAAUAUCAUGUAUAGGAUGAUGAAUUUAUGCAUGUUGCAAAAAGCUAGUCGUUUCUGUUCGUAUCAUGUGUGAAGUAUUAUGCUCUUAAAAAGUUCAUCAUAAUGCUGGUUCCUCCAUAUCAAGGAUAUUUCUUUCUCGGAACUAUUGUGUAUUUCUGUUAUAAGGAGAAAAACUUUAUGAGUGGAGACCUUUUGUUAACCUGACUGUAUUAUAAUUCUGUAUAUUCUAGUCAAAAGCGUGCUGCAGUACAAUUUAUUUUAAUGCUCUUUUUUUCCGGAGGACGGUCAUGAUUUCACGUGUAACUACAUGAUCAUUUGUACUUGAAGUGUUAACGAAUAGGUUAAAUAAAGGAAAAGCCAGAGAAAUAGUAUAGUAAAGUAAGGUAAAAAAGAAAGAAAAUAGUUUUCCUGCAUGUAGACUCUGACAAAUGAAUAAACAGUUUUACAGAUAGUUUUAAUCUAAUGCGGCGAUUGUUACAAGUGAUCAAGUAAUAUGACUUACUUUUGGUAAGCUAAAAAUUUAGAAAUUAUAGAAAUACAGUGUCAGUUUAGUAAUAACACUACUGAAAUUUUCGUAAACUUUAAUAUUUAUUGAAAACAGAAAUGAAACUCUUAAACAUUACUUUGUUUUUUAAUUCGAAAUAUUUAUCUCUAAAAUAUUUGAUUCGGGAUGUCUGAAAAUUGUGAUGCAAAAUUUAGUUUUUAAAUCAUUUGCUUGAAAAUAAAAAUAAUAAUUAAAAUAAAAAAUAAUUAAUUAAUUAAAAAUUUAAAAUAAUUUCUAAAUCAAAUUACAUAGGUCACUAGAAACAUGGCAAUAUUGCAAUUUUUUUUUCUGAAAACCAGAACAAUAAAAAUUACAGUUUUCUUUCGUAAAGUGGAAGAAAAAAAAAUUUUUUUGGUUAAUAACUAGUUAUCAAUUUACCUGUUAUAGACCUUUUUAUCCAAAAAAGAUGUCUUUUCUCAGUAUUUUUUAGUAAAACAGCCAUUGGAAUAGUUAGAUUCAUUAAAAAAUUAAAAAUGAAGUUUUAAGUGCCUUUAUGCAAUAAAUAUAUGUAUUAAAAUUUCCUUGCUAUUCUGUGAUUAUAGGUAUGCUUAGAAGAUCAUUUAUGUAAUAUCAUUCGAAAUGUUUGUAUAUCAUGUAUUCAUUUUCUUUCAAUAACCAAAUUGGUGCUUGUUACAAAAAUCAAUGCUUUUUUUCUGUUUUAUUGCUUAGAAUAUCGAAGAGAUGCUGCCGAAACUUAGAACAAUUUUUCAAACUGAGAAUGUAGUUAUACGUGCUGUGAAAAUCUCAUCCGCGAAUAAAAGAUGUUUGAACUGUGAAAUAAUGUGUAAGUUUGUGCAAAAUGAAAAUAAAGUGUGAAUUU
This is a messenger RNA of Argiope bruennichi, 8544 nucleotides long. Its product is annotated as E3 ubiquitin-protein ligase MARCHF8-like. NCBI's taxonomy places the organism in Eukaryota, Metazoa, Arthropoda, Arachnida, Araneae, Araneidae. Gene Ontology annotation, biological process: antigen processing and presentation of peptide antigen via MHC class II; protein polyubiquitination; immune response. The transcript is spliced from 3 exons. Gene Ontology annotation, cellular component: lysosome; late endosome membrane; early endosome membrane. Gene Ontology annotation, molecular function: zinc ion binding; ubiquitin protein ligase activity; MHC protein binding. The record is from RefSeq and is a predicted model, not a curated record. The coding region runs from base 407 to 1549 and encodes 380 amino acids.